UUGGCUCAGCUCUGAGUGCGCGCGGGAAAGUCGUUCAUCCAACAGUGAGGAGUGGAGAAUGAAGUUCGUCACGUGCGAGAUAGCAUGGCACAACAAGGAGCCGGUGUACAGCGUUGACUUCCAGCACGGCACCGAAGGGAAGAUCAACCGGCUGGCCUCUGCGGGAGUGGACACCGCUGUGCGGAUGUGGAAGGUCAACCGAGGUACCGACGGCAAAGCCCUGGUGGAGUUUUUGUCCAACCUGACGCGUCACACUAAGGCGGUCAAUGUGGUGCGUUUCUCACCCAACGGUGAAAUUCUGGCUUCGGGGGGAGAUGAUGCCCUGAUCUUGUUAUGGAAGCUCAAUGACAACAAAGAGAUUGAACAAAACCUUUUUGAGGAGGAGGCUGAGCUCAACAAGGAAAACUGGACAGUGCUGAAAACUUUACGGGGCCAUAUAGAGGAUGUGUACGACAUCUGCUGGACGACCGAUGGGAAUCAAAUGGUGUCUGGAUCUGUCGAUAAUACUGCUAUUAUGUGGGAUAUCAAUAAAGGUCAGAAGCUGUGGAUCUUUAAUGAGCAUAAAAGCUAUGUGCAAGGUGUUACCUGGGACCCUCUGGGGCAGUACAUCGCCACACUCAGCUGCGACCGGGUUAUGAGGGUGUACAGUACGCAGAACAAGCGGGUAGCUUUCAACGUCAGUAAGAUGUCCUCGGGAUCAGAAGGGGAGACAAAGAGCUACCGCAUGUUCCACGAUGACAGCAUGAAGUCCUUCUUCCGUCGGCUGACGUUCACACCGGAUGGCUCUCUGCUCCUCACACCAGCGGGUUGUGUUGAGUGCGGAGAGAAUGUGACCAACACCACGUACGUGUUCGCCAGAAAAAAUUUAAAAAGGCCUAUAGCCCAUCUGCCAUGUCCCACUAAAGCAACCCUCGCUGUUCGUUGCUGCCCGAUCUUUUUUGAACUGAAGCAGUUUAAAUCGGAAGGCGAGACGGCUAAGAAAACCAAUCUCUUCAAUCUGCCCUAUCGGCUGGUGUUUGCUGUGGCUUCCGAAGACUCCAUCCUGCUGUACGAUACCCAGCAACGCCUUCCUUUCGCGUACAUCGCAAACGUCCAUUACCACACGCUGAGCGACAUAACGUGGUCCGGAGAUGGGAUGUACCUGACUGUGUCGUCCACAGACGGUUACUGCUCCUUUGUCUCGUUCGAGCGGGAGGAGCUGGGCGUGCCGCUGAAGGAGAGGCCGGUGUUGUCCUUGCCGAGCCCCAGCAAUGUGGAGAAGAGGGUCAAGAAGGGUCAUGGACACCAUAAGGCAAGCGCCGUGACACCCAAGCCCACGGAGGCUACCACACCCACCCGAGUGGGGGAACAGAGCGAGUCCGGCACUCCCACCCUGCCCAGGACUCCCGCUGCCUCCGCCACUCGCCUCAAAGAGUCGCCCGUCACCCCCCUCUCCACCAGGGGCGUUGCUACUGCUCCUGCCUUAUCAGACACCAGGACCCCACAGCUGCCCACUCAUGGCAAUAAAGCUCCACAAGCCAGAAGGAUCACGCUCAACACACUGGAGGCUUGGAGCAAGCCCAGCGGAGGGCCCACACCCAGGCGAAUUAUACCAAUUCCUGUGCCGUCUGUUUCUACGCCAACAUCGACGCAAGCGGACAGAGUAGCGAGGGAGAGACCUUCUCCGUCUGACGACCCUUCGUGCAAAUCACCGGACAACAAGCGUUCCAGAACGGACCCGGGUAGUCCCAGUCCUGCCGUUCCGCAUAGUGUGAACGACCCAAGCGAGAAGAACGAGACACGACCUGACAGCAAAUAAUAAAAGGAACGAUUGUAAAACA
Messenger RNA from Callorhinchus milii (elephant shark), 1820 nucleotides. It is a transcript of the gene chaf1b, whose product is annotated as chromatin assembly factor 1, subunit B. Gene Ontology annotation, biological process: nucleosome assembly; DNA replication-dependent chromatin assembly. Gene Ontology annotation, molecular function: protein binding. Bases 59 to 1798 code for a protein of 579 amino acids. Gene Ontology annotation, cellular component: CAF-1 complex; nucleus. The transcript has 14 exons. The record is from RefSeq and is a predicted model, not a curated record. NCBI's taxonomy places the organism in Eukaryota, Metazoa, Chordata, Chondrichthyes, Chimaeriformes, Callorhinchidae.